AUGGGUUAUCUUAACUUCACCAGCGGAAAUGAGACUUUGCCUGGCAGGCACCCUUAUACUGUGCAGACCUCUGUGCCUUUAACGAUCCUGGUGGGUAUCCUCAUUCUGCUGACUGUGUUUGGCAAUGUCAUGGUAGUUAUUGCUGUGAUCACAAGCCGUGCCCUGAGAGCACCUCAGAACUUGUUUUUAGUCUCUCUGGCAUGUGCAGACAUUUUGGUUGCCACCUUAGUGAUGCCAUUCUCUUUAGCAAAUGAACUGAUGGGUUACUGGUACUUUGGUAAAGUGUGGUGUGAAAUCUACCUGGCUUUGGAUGUGCUCUUCUGCACCUCAUCCAUCGUUCACCUGUGUGCAAUCAGUUUGGACAGAUACUGGUCCGUCUCUCAAGCGAUCGAGUACAACCAGAGGAGGACACCGGGCAGGAUUAAAUGCACAGUCUUUAUAGUUUGGGUGCUGGCGGCGAUCAUUUCAUUCCCUCCGCUUAUCACAAUGAAAAAGGAUGAGGGUAAAAAAGACAGCCCUGAAUGUAAAAUUAAUGAGAAGAAAUGGUACAUCAUAUUUUCCAGCACUGCCUCUUUUUUUGCACCCUGCCUCAUCAUGAUUAUGGUGUAUGUUAGAAUAUACCAAAUUGCCAAGAAAAGAACAAGAGCCCUGCCAGGUGAAAGGCAGAAAGAAUAUGGCAAUCCAGAAGGCACCAUGUGUGGUUUGGACACCCUGGGGAGAAAAGACAGAGAAGGGGGGGAGAUGGAAGAGGGGGACGGUAGAGAGAUCAACGGACUAGACGUGGAGGAAGAACCCUCCUCGUCUGAUGGGAAUGAAACCAUCCUAUGUUCCCUGAAGAAGAAGAGGGGCAUGAGAAUAACCAAAGUGGCUCAGAUAAAGCCUAGAGAAACCUCUCCAAAGCCAGAGGUGCAGCCCUGUGGGAGAGCGAACAAGUGGAAAGGAAGGCAGUACAGAGAGAGGCGCUUCACAUUUGUUCUGGCUGUGGUCAUGGGAGUGUUUGUUCUCUGCUGGUUCCCCUUUUUCUUCACAUACACGCUCACCGCCGUGUGUGACACCUGCUGUGUCCCAGAGAUAUUGUUCAAAAUUUUUUUCUGGUUUGGUUACUGCAAUAGCUCACUAAACCCGGUUAUAUACACUAUAUUCAACAAUGACUUCCGGAGGUCUUUUAAAAAGAUCCUUUGUACAAGAGACAGAAGAGGUUUAUAAAUGAGAUUUUUAUGCAUGCAUUUCAAAAACAGCAUCUAUA
Messenger RNA from Perca flavescens (yellow perch), 1246 nucleotides. Its product is annotated as alpha-2A adrenergic receptor-like. Gene Ontology annotation, biological process: G protein-coupled receptor signaling pathway. The record is from RefSeq and is a predicted model, not a curated record. Lineage: Eukaryota; Metazoa; Chordata; Actinopteri; Perciformes; Percidae. The coding region runs from base 1 to 1206 and encodes 401 amino acids. Gene Ontology annotation, cellular component: plasma membrane. The transcript has a single exon. Gene Ontology annotation, molecular function: alpha2-adrenergic receptor activity; epinephrine binding.